GCCGGUCACGUUGCCGGUGGAAGUGUGUGUGGGAAGGGCAAACUUUCAAACUCACUCCAACCACAAAAGAACACAUUUAGUCAAAGUUGUGUCCGUCCGUGGAAGAAGAACAUUCUCUCCGUCUCUCCUGUUUCGAACUUUUUUGGACGCGUUCCGGUUCGACGUUGUUUCCUACUUGUACAGUCGCCGAGUGUGUGUGCUACCUGCAUCCGCGUUCGGCGUCUUGUUUUCGGAUUGGACCCUCCGCGGCCCCGCGGUUGAGGAGACGACGGAGCUCGCCAGCCAGAAAGGAUGUUUUGCCGGAAUCAAACGACGAGAGCCACCGUGGCCCGCAGCUCGGCUCUUGAAAUGGAGAUACGACGAGGGAAGUUCCGAAGGAGUCUUUAUGUUAAUACAUCUCAGGACAGCGACAUCCAGAAGAAAAUCGACCAUGAGAUCAGGAUGCGCGACGGGGCCUGCAAGCUGCUGGCCGCCUGCUCGCAGAGGGACCAGGCCUUGGAGGCGGCCAAGAGCCUGCAGACGUGCAGCACCCGCAUCAUGGCCUACAUGUCCGAGCUGCAGAAGAUGAAGGAGGCGCAGGUCAUGCAGAAGGUCGCGCGGAGGUCAUCGGAGGCCGGCGUCAUGGACGCCAGACUGCCGUGCAAAGGGAGAGUGGCCAUAUCAGAUCUGCGUAUUCCCCUCAUGUGGAAAGACACGGAGUACUUCAAGAACAAAGGAGAGCUUCAUCGCUGUGCAGUGUUUUGCCUCCUGCAGUUGGGAGGGGAGAUCUUCGACACGGACAUGGUGAUCGUGGACCGCACGCUGACUGACAUCUGCUUCGACAACACAAUAGUAUUCAGUGAGGCCGGCCCUGGGUUCGAGCUGCGCGUGGAGCUGUACAGCUGCUGCUCGGAGGACGACUGCUCGGCGGGGAGCACGCCCAGGAAGCUCGCCAGCAAGCUGAGCUCCUCUUUGGGUCGCUCGGCCGGGAAGAAACUGCGGGCGGCCAUGGAGCCCGGACCCUGCAGUCCUGUCAGCAAUGGAGGGGCGUCGCCUCUUCUGCUGCCCGUUCCUUCUGUGCCGGGCCCCAAGUACCACCUGCUGGCUCAUACCACCCUGUCGCUGUCACACGUCCAGGACAGUUUCCGCACACACGACUUCACCAUCUCCGGCAACGAGGAGUGCUCAUACUGGCUGCCCCUCUAUGGAAGUGUGUGUUGCCGCCUGGCAGCCCAGCCUCACUGUAUGACCAAACAGAUGAUGAGCGGACCUUUGAAGGUGUCGCAGUUGGGAGGUGAGCGCCACAGCUGGACUAACGUGCACGGCGUCCUGAAAGGAAGCAGCCUGUGCUGCUACCAACGACCGGAAGACGUGGAAGACAACGUAGACCCAGCCUUCACUAUCGCCAUCAACAAGGAGACGAGGAUAUGCGUGACGGAGAAGGACGCUCAGGGCAAAGCUCAGAACGUUUGCGUCAGUAACCAAUAUGGAGGUGAAGAGGUCACGCACACACUGACCACAGGCGAUGGAGAGGAAACACACAGGUGGAUGGAGGCCUUCUGGCAACACUUCUAUGACAUGAGCCAGUGGAAGCAGUGCUGUGACGACUUGAUGAAAAUUGACCAGCCGUCGCCGCGGAAACCGGCCCCUGUCACACCCAAGCAGGGCUCCCUUUACCAUGAAAUGGUUAUUGAGUCUUCGGAUGAGUUGGGCAGCAGCGUGUCGGACAUGUUUGCUCGGAGGAUGCAGGAGUUGGAGCUGCGCAGCCAGUGGGGCGCGUCCCCCACCUGGAUGUCCCUGUUUGAGGAGAACCACGGCAGGAGCACCGCCCACCCUCGCCCGUGCACCCCCCGGUUGGCCGGCCACAGCCCGCUGGACCCUCGCCGCCUCUCCCGCAGCCCCGCCAGCCCCCAGCGAGGUCUCCUGUCCUCAGACGCCAGCCUGACGUCGGACAGCGACAGCCACUGCAGCACCAGUCCCUGCUCCCGCCAUCACGGCUGGAGCGAGCUCGCGCCCAGCUUCUCCCUCCUGGCGUCCUCCUCGCCUUCCCGCCUGAGGCCUCGCACGCUGUCCUUAGACGCCAAACUGAGUACGCUGCGGGGGAGGGGCUACGCAGGGGGCGGGGCCUUCCACUGCCCAUGCCAGCCCUCCGCCGCCGCCACCACCGCCGCUUCCUCGCGGUCGCCGCUGUCCCAGCGCAGCACGCAGACCACGCUGUCCUGCUCCAGCUCCACGUCCAGCAGCAGCUCCAGCAACAGCGAGGGAGGACACAGUCCCGAGUCCUCGGAGUGCGCCGCCUUCUCUCGGCCCUCGCCGGCCCGCCGCAGCCUUAGGAACCUCAGGGCCAGACUGGACCCUCGCAACUGGCUCCAAAGUCAGGUGUGACCUCCCGGGUGGGCUCGUCCAUCAUCAUGUGACUCCUGGGGUGUUUAUAGGACAAGACCAGACUGGUGACAAUCACUAUGAUUAUGAUUACGAUUAUGAGCACGAUUAAAAUAAUGAUCAUGAUUGUGAUCAUGAUCAUGACCUUGAUUGUUUUUUAUAACCAUGAUGAUGAUCAUGAUUUUAUAAUUGUGAUUAUUAUGGUUGUGAUUACGAUUAUGAUCAUGACUAUGAUCAUGAUUAUGUCAUGAUUGUGAUCACGAUUAUGGUCAUGAUCAUGAUUAUGAUCGUGAUUUUACAAUCGUGAUUAUGAUUGUGAUCAUGAGUAUGGUCGUGAUUAUUAUUAUGAUUAUGAAUGAUAACUUUUAUAAUCAUUAUAAUCGUGAUUUUACAAUCAUUAUUGUGAUCAUGAUUAUGACUUUGAUCAUUUUAAUAAUCAUGAUUAUGAUCAUGAUUUUACAAUUGUGAUUAUGAUUAUGGUUGUGAUGAUUGUGAAUAUGAUCAUGAUUAUAUCAUGAAUAUGAUCAUGACCACGAUUAUGGUCAUGAUCAUUAUUUUGAUUGAGAUCAUGAUUAUUAUUGUGAUCAUGAUUAUGACCAUGAUCUUUUUGAUAAUCAUGAUUAUGAUCGGGAUUUUACAAUCAUGAUGAUUAUGAUCAUGAUUAUGAUUAUGAUCACGAUUAUGUUCAUGAUUAUAUCAUUAAUAUGAUCAUGAUCACGGUGAUAGUAUUGAUCAUUAUUAUUAUUGUUAUCAUGAUAAUGACUAUGAUCGUUUUUACAAUCAUGAUUGUGAUUUUAUCGUCGUGAUUAUGAUGCUUAUGGUUGUAAUUAUGAUUAUGAUCACGAUUAUGUUCAUGAUUAUAUCAUGAAUAUGAUCACGGUUAUGGUCAUGAUCAUUAUUAUGAUUAUUAUUGUGAUCAUGACUAUGAUCGUUUUUACAAUCAUGAUUGUGAUUUUAUCGUCGUGAUUAUGAUGCUUAUGGUUGUAAUUAUGAUUAUGAUCACGAUUAUGUUCAUGAUUAUAUCAUGAAUAUGAUCAUGAUCACGGUUAUGGUCAUGAUCAUUAUUAUGAUUAUUAUUGUGAUCAUGAUUAUGAUCGUUUUUAUAAUCGUGAUUAUGAUCGUGAUUUUACGAUAGUGAUUAUGAUUUUGAUCACAAUUAUGAUCAUGAUUAUAUCAUGAAUAUGAUCAUGAUUAUGAUAAUGAUCACGAUUAAGGUCAUUAUUAUGAUUGUGAUCAUGAUUAUGAUUUUACAUAUGAUAUAAUUGUGAUUUUACAAUUGUGAUAAUGAUGACUAUGAUCAUGAUUAUGAUCAUGAUUAUGAUCAUGAUUAUCUUCAUGAUUGCAUCAUGAAGAUGAUCAUGAUCACGAUUAUGGUCAUGAUCAUUAUUAUGAUUGUGAUUAUGACUAAGCUCGUUUUUAUAAUCAUGAUUAUGAUCGUGAUUUUAUCACUGUGAUUAUGAUGAUUAUGGUUGUGAUCAGGAUUGUGAUUACGAUUAUGAUCGUGAUUAUGAUGUCACGACUGGGAGGUACUCGCUCACUUUGACAAUUUGCUGCUUGCUGUUACUCUUCUACCUUCACUUCUUUCAACUGGAAACUCUUUUUUUAAUUUGAUGUAUGUUUGGCCCUCCUCAUCAUCCACCUGCAGCAUUUCUGGGACUACAUGGUGUACUUCCUGAAAAAGAUGCCUGUAUGUUUGCCACCAUCGCACGUCAGCAUGUGUCAGAAUGUGUGUCAAAGGUGUUCAUCUCUUGCCAAGACUGUGAUCUCCAACUAUUUAAUUAUAAUAAUAAUAAUAAUAAUAAUAAUAAGUAUGAUCUUCUUAUUUUCCCCACACACAUUUUGUUGGUGCUUUUACUGACCUGAGAUUAUGUCAUUAUAAGGAAAGGGGAAAAAGCAGUAUUAGGGCCAUGAAGAGAAGAAAUUAAUAAUAUAUACACUGUAUACAGUAGUUGGCUUUUAGGGAUGUGCAAACAAAUCCAUUCACAUCCUAAUUGCAAUCAAUUCUUAUUUAUACCAAGUUAGCAAUUGUGUGUGUGUGUGUGUAUGUGUGCGUGUGUGCGUGCGUGCGUGCGUGUGUGAUUUUAUAUAUAUAUAUAUAUAUAUAUAUACAUGUAUAUAUGUAUAUAUAAUUACACAUAUAUAUGUAAAUAUACAUUAUAUAUAUGUAUAUGUGCAGAUAUAUUUGUAAUUAUAGAUAUGUGUAAUUAUCUAUAUACAUAUAAUGUAUAAUUAUAUAUAUAUGUGUAAUUAUAUAUAUAUACAUAUAUAUGUAUAUACAUCUAUAUGUGUAUAUAUAUACAUACAUAUGCAUAUAUGCUUAUAUAUACAUAUAUGUAUGUAUGUGUUUAUAUACAUAUAUGUAUUAAGGUGUGUAUGUACUGUAUUUGUGUGUGUAUAUAUAUACAUAUAUGUGUGUGUAUAUGCAUGUAUAUAUGUAUGUAUGUAUAUAAAUAUGUAUAUUUGUGUGCAUGUACAUAGGUUUAUGUGUAUUAUAUAAUGUAUAUUUGUGUGUGUAUAUAUGUAUAUAUAUAUAUGUUUGUAUAUGAUGUGUAAAUAUAUUUGUGUGUGUGUUUAUAUUUAUAUAUAUAUAUGUAUAUAUAUAUGCACACAGACAUACAAAUAUAUUUAUUUGUAUGUAUGUAUAUAUAUAUAUAUAUAUGUACAUAUAUAUAUAUACAUACAAAUAAAUAUAUAUAUAUAUGCAUAUAUAUGUAUAUAUAUAUGUAAAAAUGUAUAUAUAUGUGUGUGUGUAUAAAAAAUUAUAUAUAUAUAUAUAAAAAUAGCUCUCGCCGCACUAAUGUUAGCAGUAACAAGCUUUUGCAACCUGUCACCAGUUUUGUUUUUAUUUGUCAAGCCUUUAAACUGAUAAUAUAUUGCGAGAACCGUUUUGAAUCGAGAUUUCAAUUGAGUCAAUUCCAGGAAUCGGAAUUGUGAGUUCUUGUAAGGUUCACAUACCCAACAUACAACAAUUUCUAUUAGCACAUACACCGUAACUAAACAAGAAUUGGAAUAGUAUGGAGUAAAGUCAGGGUAUUAUAAAGUUUUACAUCUUAAACAUUUCUUUGGAUUAAUAUUAACCUGUUAUAAUAAAGUCAAAAACAUAUACUUCAUUUUUUUUCUGUCGAUAUUCAAAUUCUUGCUCAUAAAAUGUAUCAUUGCUAAUUUAUUGUGAUAAAAUGUGAUAAUUUUGUAGACUUUUUUUGUGGCCCUAAUACUUCUUUGUAGUAUAGAAAGUUGAACACACCCCUCAUAAAAUCCUAAAUAUACGUAAUAAUUACAUUGCACAGUGUACUGUAUAACCUCUGAAAUUGAACCAAAUAUAAACAACUUUGUUUGGACAAAAUCAGACACAAAAUAAUACAUAUGGAAUAAUUUGGUUGUAAGGAAAGAACAACCUAAAGUAGAAUACUAUAUUAUACUAUCAGUGGUCCCUUUGUUUAUUACUUUUUUUUUUUCAUUAUAAAAAAAUGGGUAUUUUAACAAGGUUGUGUUCACUUUGCAUCAGUUUUUUUUAAGGUCAAUUGAUAAAAAGCCAUACUUAAUUCUUCCAGUGUCCAGUAAAAUGUGAAAAAUAUAUCCGUUAAUCAAUGAUAAGACAAAUCUUUUUUAUCUCCUUUUUGGUGCAACUUUCUAUAAGAUUCAGUUGUUGCCUGUGGAAAGUAAAACAUUUUCCAUCCUGGAUGUUCAUUGUUCCUGUUACUGUACUUUGUUUUCAUUUCUUUCUUUGUCGACAUGAUUCUGUGCAUAGAUAUCGACUGAUACUGUGUAGCUGUCCUGCGCUAUGACGUCAUCGACAUCGUCGUAACGCUGAACUGACGGGCUUUGUGUUCUGCAUGUAAACCUUCCAAAAAGACUUUAGCAUUGUGGGAAUCUCAAAUUAUUAAUAAUAAUAAUAAUAAUAAAAGAUUUAUUGCUUUAAGAA
Molecule: messenger RNA, 6283 nt
Organism: Nerophis ophidion (straightnose pipefish)
Lineage: Eukaryota; Metazoa; Chordata; Actinopteri; Syngnathiformes; Syngnathidae
Gene: rtkna
Product: rhotekin a
Exons: 11
Coding region: 292-2364 (690 amino acids)
Biological process (GO): mitotic cytokinesis; septin ring organization; actomyosin contractile ring assembly
Cellular component (GO): actomyosin contractile ring
Source: RefSeq, a predicted model, not a curated record